Molecule: messenger RNA, 1500 nt
Organism: Penicillium macrosclerotiorum
Lineage: Eukaryota; Fungi; Ascomycota; Eurotiomycetes; Eurotiales; Aspergillaceae
Gene: cox15
Product: cytochrome c oxidase assembly protein cox15
Exons: 2
Coding region: 1-1500 (499 amino acids)
Biological process (GO): heme A biosynthetic process
Cellular component (GO): mitochondrial inner membrane
Molecular function (GO): oxidoreductase activity, acting on NAD(P)H, heme protein as acceptor
Source: RefSeq, a predicted model, not a curated record
AUGGCUUCUCUGGGUACAUAUCUGCCAUUAUGGCGGGGCCUCGGGCCCCGUAUGUCCAAGGAGCUCUUCACAUGUCGUCAAUGCCUUCGCAAUAAGGGCUACGCUGCCAAAUCUGUCCGUCGUUUCGCCGCGAUGCCGUCUCCUCAGACCAGCAAGAUUCGGUCCUCCCUCUUCACGGACAAGAACCGCCAAUUCUUCACCUCUAGCCUGAGACAGUCUGUGGCUGCUCCCGCUGUUGAAAGUGUGGUCGAAGAAGGGGCUACCAAGGCAAAGUCCAGCAUGCCCAAGAUCAGCCACAAGUCUGUGGCAUACUGGCUGCUGGGCAGUGCUGCUAGUGUUUUCGGUAUUGUGGUUUUUGGCGGAUUAACCCGUCUCACGGAAUCUGGAUUGAGUAUCACUGAAUGGCGCCCCGUCACCGGCUCCCUCCCACCGAUGAAUGCAGACGACUGGGAGUCCGAGUUUGCAAAGUACCGCGCAUCCCCGGAGUUCAAACAACUCAACUCACAUAUGAAUCUGGACGACUUCAAGUCGAUUUACUACAUGGAAUGGAUCCACCGUCUUUGGGGCCGAUUCGUGGGCCUCUCCUUUGUCCUGCCUGCCGUUUACUUCGUUGCCCGGAAGAAGGUCUCUACUCCCAUGGCAUGGCGUCUGGCGGGAAUUGCUGGUUUGAUUGGAUUCCAAGGUUUCCUGGGUUGGUGGAUGGUCAAGUCUGGCCUGAAGGAUGAUCUGUUCGCCCCGGGCAGCCACCCCCGCGUGAGCCAGUACCGUCUUACUGCCCACUUGGGUGCUGCAUUUACUUGUUAUGUCGCCAUGCUGUGGAACGGUCUGGCGAUCCUCCGAUCCCACAAGCUGAUGAAGGACGCCGCAUCGGGCUUGAAGCAGCUUGAGGCCCUUCGGGAUCCUCGCCUUGCUAUCUUCCGCCGCUCGGUUGCUGGUCUUGCUUUGUUGGUCUUCACCACCGCUAUGUCUGGUGGUCUGGUGGCCGGUUUGGAUGCUGGUCUUAUCUACAAUGAGUUCCCGUACAUGGGCAAAGGUCUCGCUCCUCCCAGCUCUGAGCUCUGGGAUGCUCACUAUUCCCGGCACGAGGACCGCUCUGAUCUUUGGUGGCGCAACAUGCUGGAGAACCCCUCUCUUGUCCAGCUUGACCACCGCAUUCUCGCCAUGACUACUUUCACCUCCAUCAUGGCUCUUUGGGCCUACAGCCGUCGCUCGCCCACUCUCAAGCGCAUCCUCCCCCCUGCUGCUCGCAAGGGUGUCCACGGCGUCGUUGGAUUUGCCUUCAUGCAAGUUGGUCUUGGUAUCUCCACCUUGCUCUACCUUGUCCCCACUCCGCUUGCAUCUGCCCAUCAGGCCGGAAGUUUGCUUCUCUUGACUUGGGUUCUAGUCCUGGGCAGCCGGGUGUGGAACCCAUCGCGAACUGCGAGGCUUCUGCAGAUAGCCGCCAAGGCUCGCAGCCAGCAACUCUCUAGCUCGACUGCCUCUGCCGUGAAAAGACUGUGA